CUAUCAAAACACCAACACUAUUGUAUUGUAUUGUCCUAAAUUGUUUCAUUUUGUGGCAAGCAUAUGACCAAAUUUGACUUUUAUAUUUUUUGCUUUGCUUUUAUUGCCUGAAUGAGUCUUUUUGGUGAUAAUCACUUUUCUUGCAAAAUGCAACAAUUUCAACAAAUUCGAAUACAAAGUAAUAAUCCUCCUCCUUUUUCUUUUUUUUGUGCUUAACUUCUUGUAGUGAUAUCGAUAUGGGCAGAAACUAUGUCCCCAUUCAAGCUAAGUGGUACAGUAUGGAUUACUGUAAGUUCAACAGAGAUGUGUCCAUCCAAUUUGAGAAUUACGAUGAAUGUUACAAAGCAUUGAAGAAAUUGUGCUCCCAUUAUUUUAAAGAGAAGGAGGGAGGAUGUGCUGAAGUUAACUAUGAGUUGACUCUAAAAGAUGACUCCUUGGUACCAAAUAAUGCCUUUGAUGAAGUGCUCGUUUACCAAUCAGAUGCAACUCAAGCUCUCAACGUCAGAGUGGCAAUGCUUGAGAAAGAAUUCAACACAGUGAAAGAUCUGAUGGAGAAUUCAGAAGUCGUAAAGGGGUCAUCUAUGGCUCGGGCUCUCUAUUACCGAGCGGCGAUGCUUGAGAAGAGAUUGGACACUGUCAAAUCUGUCAUGAAGGGAUUAUUUGGAGCAGAAGGUUACAACGAAGAAUCAACCAGCACUCAGGCUCUUCAGAAUCAUGUGUCAAUGCUGAAUGAGAAAUUGAGCACUCUGAAAUCUGUAUUGGAGGAUCUUAGGAUGAGUACAACUCAGACUCUUGAGAUCCGAGUGGCAAUGCUUGAAAAGGAUGAGAGAUGUCACCGACAAUUCACCUACCGAUCAGCAGGCUCUCAAGUGUUGCAAAAGCUUGACAAUGGAUUGAACACUUUGUAAUGUAGGAAUCUGGUGCUAGUUGUUUGUGUUAAGUUAUUUCGGUACCCUUUAGCUAUUUGUGUAUAAGUUAUUUCAGAAAAUAUACUCUCUAGUUGUGUUAAGUUAUUUCGGUACCCUUUAGUUGUUUGUAUUCAAGUCUGGUAAUCAUCUUGCAAAUUGGCUUUUAGUUGUGAAGAAUGAGUGAUAUGAUUUCAACUCUUUAUUUAUGCUAUUUUAUCUUAUAUAUACCUGUAAUUAUAAUUAUUUCCUCUGUUAAGUGCAUUGAGUGAAAAUUUAGCCUUUUGCAGAACAGGGAGUGUGUUUUCAUUAGAUAUUAUUUCAGGUUGGUUAGUGAAUUUAACUGAUGGUAUUAAUUAAAAAUAUUUUCUUUCUUCUAGUAUAGCAAGAUAAGUCACAGUACCACAAUAUAUGCCCAAGAAGUUUGAAGGCAGAGAUGGUAUUAAGGGGAUAUAAUGAGCUGGUUUCCAAUUGGUGGCUAAAUGUCAUACAAUGAAAACUUAUCUUAUGUUGUAUUUUCAAGGUUUCUUGUAUGUCUGACUCCUCCUUUCUGCUAUGUUUUAAUUUUUUUUUUAUUUUUUUUAAUGUUGUUUGGUUGUUGAUUCUUGUUAGUGGGUUUAAGUGUGUUGAGUUGGCCAUGUGUUUUGUGUUGGGAUUGCAUUGCUACCGGUUGCUUUGUCAUUAGUAUUUCAAGGUGGUGCUAUCGAAACAUAGUGUACAACAAUGGCGAAUUGAAGAAUAAUUCUGCAGCGACGGACUUAAAUUCAAGCCGGUUGAAGAACACUAAGAAUCCAGUAAGUGUAUAUUUUUCCGAAUACUGAUUUGGUUAGGGUUUAGAUUUCUUAUGAUUAUUUUGUUCGAAUUUAGGGUUUAUCGACGGUAAAUUGGGUGUUGAAUUAUGCUUCUAUUUGUUUGUAAUUGUGCUUAGUUGGAUGUUUUUUUUCCCCUGAAAAUUCGUUUGUAAAACUGUUCUAAUGUUUAAUCUGAAUUUUUCUAGUAUUAGAAUUAUACUUACUUAUACACGGGUAGAAUUACGGUGUUUUUGCGGUUUUAAUUACGGUCAGAUUUACACUUUGUUUGGAUAACAUAAAAAUGGAAGGAAAGGAAGGGAAGGGUAAGGGAGGGAGACAAGCACCUUAGGAGGGAGGGAUCCAGUUUCCCUCCUCCUUUAAUAAAGGCAAUCCCUUCAAAAUUGGAGAGAUUUGGAGGGAGAAUGGAGCUCAACAUUUCCUCCAU
This is a messenger RNA of Beta vulgaris subsp. vulgaris (sugar beet), 2141 nucleotides long. RefSeq lists its product as uncharacterized. The coding region runs from base 237 to 908 and encodes 223 amino acids. Lineage: Eukaryota; Viridiplantae; Streptophyta; Magnoliopsida; Caryophyllales; Amaranthaceae. The record is from RefSeq and is a predicted model, not a curated record. The transcript has 2 exons.